AACCUACAUCUCACGGCGUCCUGGGGCUCAUCAAUAUUUGGUAGUGAUUCAUAAACUCAUGUGUACGACAUAACCGACUGUGCAGACUUUCAGCAGAGAUCCCUUUACACAGGGAUAAUCUACAACACGUUGUAUUGUCUCCCUGCUUUGCACUACCGCAAUGGUUUUGUCGGUAUAAUUUCACUCGUAAUUCGAUUUCCAGGUAUGUAAUUUUUUUUACGAAAAAACAAACCAACAAAACGAAAUACAUGUGCUUUGGGAAGAGGUUUUGAGGUUUUCACCGCCUAGGAAUAUUUUUGUUUUCGAAUUAUCAGUGAAAAGUAACAUGGAACUCAGCGGAUGUACACAAGCGAGCGAAUACACAUCUUGAAUUAGGGCGUCCGUAACCGUUUUGAAAUAACUUCCAUGGCCGGUUUGAAGUACAGCUGUUUUGUUUCCCCGGUGGGCAUUACGUAAUAUGUUGUGACACAUCCCCGGGAUAGAGAGACGGGGGCACUUGUCCAGACGCGAGGCAAUUCGAUGCAAGCAAAGGCACUGAUGAGAAAUGAAAAUCCCCUCCUGAUAGCCUGAAAAUGGCAGCCGCCCGAAAGCUGGAGGCUCUGAAUGAGAACUUUUUGACCUGUUCAAUAUGUACAGACAGAUACAAAGACCCCUGCACUUUGACCUGUGGCCACACCUUCUGUAAGGUCUGUCUGGGGAAGUUCCUGAAGACCAGACAAGAUGCCAUCAGUGCCAAGUCCAUCCCGUGCCCUUACUGUCGGCAGAUGACCCGAGUUCCUUAUCCUGAUAGACAAGUGGAGGAGUGGGUAAGACAGAUCAAGCCCAGCUUCCUCAUCCGGGGACUCCUUGACACACUAGCGUAUGGGGAAAAUACCUUUCUGGAUACAGAAAACUGCUGCCUUCCCUGCCAAGACCUUGGAGACAGAAAUCCGGCCACGUCGUUCUGUCAACACUGUGACGUCCAGCUCUGUGAGAGAUGUGUGAAGAUGCAUGCUUCCCUUCCUGCUACAUCAAACCACGUGAUUGCUGACCUUGGUGGAGCAGUGAAGGCCACACGGCAACAAAGACCAAGGUGCAAGGAACACAAUGAAGACUUAGAUUUCUGCUGUCGGGACUGUAAUGUGGCAAUAUGUCUCAGGUGUUGCACUGCCUACCACUGUCAAUGUCACUCUGUGGCCAGCGUUCAGUCCAUGAUGGCGGAGAUCAGAACCGUUCUGUCACACAAGAAGGAGGUGUUCACACAACGCUUUGAGGAUGCGAGCAGAUCACUUCUACAACACAGAUCACAGAUUGAAGAGAUCAGCCGCAACAGAGACACAGCUGAGUCACAGCUCAAGCAGGUCUCACAGAAAGUCAUAUCUGUGAUCAAACAGAAGGAGAAACAGCUGCUGGAUGAGCUAGUUGAGAUGACAGAGAAGCAGUGUGGACAACUGAAGGGGCAGAUGAAGUCAGGAGAAAUAGACAUGCAGAUGUAUCAACAACACAUAGAGUACCUCAGCCAGGUGCUGAAGUCUGGGAGUGAGACUGACAUGUUUGAGAUGUACCGGAUGUGUCAGUCAGGGGCUCUCAAUGAAUCAACAGACAGGGCUGGUUUCUCAGACAGCGUAGGUGAUUCACAAGUUCUGUUUCUUUGUGAACUAGACGAGGGGAAAUUACACAAUGCCGUACACCUGGGUCGAAUACAGCAGAACCUAGGUGAACCUGUCGUGGAUGUGCGGCUUGAUAGAAUACAGAGUAGCACAUUUGAUGUACAUAGCAGACCGGUGUUCCACCAGACCGUCGACAUCAGGGUUGAUGGAGACGUGAAGAAGCCGGAUCCAGCUGACGUCACUGUCCUGGUUGUUGACGGUGUAGAGACACUGGUGGUCACGGACUUUAACAAUAACUGUCUGAAAUCCUUCUACGCUAACAGUUACACAAGUCAACCGGGUAAACUUGCUCUCCCAUGUAGACCGCACACUGUGACGAAACUGGCCGACAGGCAGGUGGCAGUGGCUUUCUGGUCACACAAUGAAAUUGUAAUUGUGGAUGUGACACCGUAUCUCUUUCUGCAGUCCCGUGUCACAACAAAGAAGAAGUACAGAUGCCUGACAGCCUUGAGUCCCUCCACACUGGCAGCAGGCUGUGUGAGUCCUCCCUGUGUUGAUGUCCUGGAUGUAUCGGGGACUGUGAUCAGGUCAGUCAGAAAGUUCAACUCUGGGAAGAACCUGAUACGUGAUCCGAGAUUUCUGUGUACCACAGGCGAGGGCAACAUCCUGGUGUCAGACACUCGGUCAGUCUACUGUAUCACACCACAUGGAGAUGUUGUGUUCACCUGUACCGGAGCCAGGAGCCUCAGGGAACCACGAGGUAUCGCCACUACCAGCACAGGACACAUCCUGGUGGCGGACUCGGGGACACGGAUGGUGAUACUACUGACAGCAACAGGGGAGUUUGUCAGAGACCUGCUGACGUCACAGUUUGAAACGGGGAAGCCAUAUGGCUUGUUUGUCUGCGGACAUAAACUGUAUGUGUCACAGGAGGAUAGAUGUGUCAUUAUCUUUAACAGCAGCACUCAAAGUGUACUGUAUUGAAACUGAGUUAUUUCUAAAUCCAACAUGUGCGAUGUUAACGUUACCGACCACAAAGUGUAUUGGGGAGCCUGAAAUUAUUGGGGAACUGUUUUUAACUGCAUUAAUGAUCUGUACAAGACCUUAAAGCAUAGGAAUGGAAACUACCCAUUCGUCCUAGCUAAAUGUCUUGUCAAUUUAUAUCUCCAAAGUUGCAUUUUUGUUAAUGACUGUUAUAUUAUUGAGUAAUUUCUAGUCAAAUAAUGUUGUAGUGACAUGACAUAAUCAGUUGCUGGAGUGCAUUAGUAACCAACGCAGACAAACUAGCCGUGAUGUAGAAGUAUCGUUGGAUGAUUCUGUGGUAUAAGUGUAAUUCUUCUUCUGGAACAGCGAUAUGUGACCUUCUGGAAGAUACUAUCAUCUGACUCUACAUUAAGACCUGGAAGCUUCACAGACGGAAGGGAGACCACUCUCAAUGCUGUUUGUUUUAUGAACGUUAGUGGCUUUCACUACUGCUAUUGAAUUUUGAUGUCAUUUGCAUUGUACUGCCGCCCUCUGUUGUACAGUUAUUGCACUUCAUUUAUAAUUUAUAUUUAUUUUAAACCUAGUUUAUUUUAUUGUACAAUUGGUAAUGCUGUGCUAUUUCUUUGCUGUUUGUUCGAUUCACAAGGAGUCUAACUUCUAUAUGUGUAGUAUCAAUAUAUCCCCCAGACACAUCGGUGUGUAACUUCUAUAUGUGUUGUAUCAAUAUAUCCCGAGACCCCAGACAUAUCAGUGUCUAACUUCUAUAUGUGUUGUAUCAAUAUAUCCCCCAGACACAUCAGUGUGUAACUUCUAUAUGUGUUGUAUCAAUAUAUCCCCCAGAGACAUCGGUGUCCAACUUCUAUAUGUGUUGUAUCAAUAUAUCCCCCAGACACAUCGGUGUCUAACUUCUACAUGUGUUGUAUCAAUAUAUCCCGAGACCCCAAACACAUCAGUGUCUAACUUCUAUAUGUGUUGUAUCAAUAUAUCCCCCAGAGACAUCGGUGUCCAACUUCUAUAUGUGUUGUAUCAAUAUAUCCCGAGACCCCAGACACAUCAGUGUCUAACUUCUAUAUGUGUUGUAUCAAUAUAUCCCGAGACCCCAGACACAUCAGUGUCUAACUUCUAUAUGUGUUGUAUCAAUAUAUCCCCCAGACACAUCGGUGUCUAACUUCUAUAUGUGUUGUAUCAAUAUAUCCCCCAGACACAUCGUUGUCUAACUUCUAUAUGUGUUGUAUCAAUAUAUCCCCCAGACACAUCGGUGUGUAACUUCUACAUGUGUUGUAUCAAUAUAUCCCCCAGACACAUCAGUGUCUAACUUCUAUAUGUGUUGUAUCAAUAUAUCCCGAGACCCCAGACACAUCAGUGUCUAACUUCUAUAUGUGUUGUAUCAAUAUAUC
Molecule: messenger RNA, 3970 nt
Organism: Haliotis rubra (blacklip abalone)
Lineage: Eukaryota; Metazoa; Mollusca; Gastropoda; Lepetellida; Haliotidae
Product: E3 ubiquitin-protein ligase TRIM56-like
Exons: 4
Coding region: 573-2573 (666 amino acids)
Biological process (GO): positive regulation of DNA-templated transcription
Cellular component (GO): nucleoplasm; chromatin
Molecular function (GO): zinc ion binding; ubiquitin-protein transferase activity; protein binding
Source: RefSeq, a predicted model, not a curated record